GAAACCAAAAUCCACCCACAGUCUCUGUAGUGAGAGAAAGUAGAGAGGCGAAGUCGGCUUCAUGCUCCAAUUCAAGGGGUUAUAAAUUAGGGUUUUAACGGCGAUUUUUGUUGAUCAGGGACUUUGAGGUUACACUGAUCCUAACAUCCAUCUAUCAACAAUGGGGAAGUCUCCUGGAAAGUGGAUCAAGACUCUGCUUUUUGGGAAGAAGUCAUCAAAAUCUAACCUCUCAAAAGAUGCUACUUUAAACAAAAAGACCCCCAUCACUAUCAACUCACAAGCAAAGGAUUUUAGUGCUGAUUCUGUGGUGAUUUCAAGUCCGGUGCCGCCUGUCAUCGACGCAAGCGGAGAACAUACACAACUGGAGAAGAGCUCCAGCGCCAACUUAACGGAUGAUACAGCCGAGAAUGUAAGAAAUACUCUGGGGUUAAAUACUGCAAAUGAUGACGAGUUAAUCAGGCUAGAGCAGGCUGCUACAAAGGCACAGGCAGCUUUCAGGGGAUACUUGGCUCGUCGGGCAUUUUGGGCCCUCAAGGGCAUCAUAAGGCUCCAAGCACUAGUUCGUGGUCACCUGGUCAGGAGACAGGCCGUUGCUACUUUAAGUUGUAUGCGUGCGAUUGUUGAGUUUCAGGCACUUGUUCGUGGCCAAAAGGCCAGACUUUCUGAGAAUGGUCAAAUGCUUCAAAAGAAAACUCCACGAGAACUUGUGCACAAAGAACGGGCCAACUUGCUUCAAACAUCUCUCCAAUCAGAGAAGCUAUCAAUAAACACAUUUGGUGCUAAGCUUGUUGCUUCAUCGAACAGUACUAUGCCCUUGAGCAUCCAGUAUGAUCCAGUUGAAUCGAAUUCAGUGAGGAGCUGGCUUGAGCGUUGGUCAACUUCCCAUUUCUGGGAGCCACUUCCACGACCCAAAAAGACCCUUGAUACAAAGCCAAAAAGAAAGCAAACCAAAUUGCAAUCUGAAGAAACCGAAACCGGAAGGCCAAAGAGAAGUGCUCGGAGAGUUCCUGCAGCAAAUCUCGAUAAUAAUCCGUUGAAUUCCUCUGAAAACGAAAAACCCAAACGCAUUGCAAGGAAAGUCUCGAGCAUCCAAGCGGAAGCAGUACAAGAGCAAUCUCAUAGUGAACUCGAGAAGGUGAAACGCAAUCUACGAAAAAUUUCCGUAGCUGCUGCCGGGGUUUCUGAGAAACCAGAAGUUCCAACCGAGAAGCUUCCAGCCGAGAAACUUUCUGUUCCUGAGCUGUGUCCAGAUGAGCCACUUGAGAAAGUAAACGAGACCGAUAUCAUAGUAGCAAAACAGCCCGAGCCAGAACCGAUUCCGGCUACACCUAUGGAGGACCAACCGCUUGAUGUUAAUCCUCCACUGGUCGAAACCAAUGGGAAGGUCGAGAAUGAAUCCCAUUUGAACGCGGAAUCAAACGGCAAGGAAAAUCAGAAAACAAGGAGGAGAAAGUCUUUUCCGGCAAAGCAAGAAUAUCCCGAAAGUGUCUCACAGAACUCACCCACCUUGCCAAGCUACAUGGCGGCAACUGAAUCGGCAAAGGCCAAGCUUAGAGCACAGGCGGCGGCAAAGGCGGCAGAAGAUGGAGGUGAAAAUGGUUCUGCCAGGCGGCAUUCUCUGCCCUCCACCACCAGUAAACUCAGCUUACAGUCACCUCGUGUUCAGAAACCAUUACAAGCAAACAGCAAAGGAGGGAGUAAAACUAACAAACCCCAAAUAUCUCCCAGAGAUGAAAAGGUGCUCACAUCAGGGUGGAGGAGGUGAGUGCAGCAAUCGGCAAAUCCCCGAGACCAUCUACUACGUUUCCCGUAUGUUUUUUGUUGUUGAAACUUGUCUCAUGUUGUGGUACAUUAUUAGUCGUUAACGUAUAACCCAGCGUUUCGUUAUUGUUUGUUGUGGGUAUUUUUAUUGUUUUAUUUUGCUUUUUGUGAGUGUUGUUAGCCAAACUGUUUGAUUGUGUAUAGCAAUAUGGAGGUAACCAAGCCAAGUCAAAGCCAAAGCCAAAGCCAAAGCCAAAGCCAAAGCCAAGCCAAGCCAGCCACAGUUAAUUUAAAAGACCAUUGAUGUGUGUUUUCUUCUAUUUGGUUUGAGCAUCUUGGACGUGUGAUCUUAUGAAUUGUGAUGUAUUUAGUAUUAUCCCAUCGUUUCUUUUGUU
This is a messenger RNA of Cynara cardunculus var. scolymus (artichoke), 2156 nucleotides long. RefSeq names its product protein IQ-DOMAIN 31-like. The coding region runs from base 161 to 1765 and encodes 534 amino acids. The record is from RefSeq and is a predicted model, not a curated record. Gene Ontology annotation, molecular function: protein binding. The transcript is spliced from 8 exons. NCBI's taxonomy places the organism in Eukaryota, Viridiplantae, Streptophyta, Magnoliopsida, Asterales, Asteraceae.